AAUAUAUCCUACAGCUGAUUUGGCAGUGCUUUCUUCACGGUUAUCUUUAUCAAUUUCACCACAAUCUAAGAAUUCCACGAAUCUCUGUUCAUAUGUUUUCCCUGAUAGACAAAGAAUGUAUAUUGAAUAUUCAUCAGAGCCCACUCUUGUAAAAGCUGCAUCUGCAAUGAUGUCAGAUAUGGAGAAUUACAAACGCUUGCUUAAAACUUUAUGUAACUCUGUUAAAAAUGGGAUAGUUGAUGCCGGUUUUCGUGGCAAUGAACUUUCCAAGUUUAAUGGUACUUGCAAAGAUUGGUUAUUGCAUUGCAGCAAAGAUGAAUUUUGGAACACAAUUAAAAACUGGAAAGAUAUUAACAAUGUACUGGAAUUUAAACCAGAAGCUUCUGGCUGGUUAGAACUUGAAUCAAAUGCCAUACAUAAAUUUGCAUAUUAUUGGAAUAAAGUUUUGCAUAAUUCAAAUUUAUCAUUUCAGCCAAAUCUUAAGCUUAAACUUGUAUUUUCUUUUGAUGAAGCAUGCUCUUUACUUGUUAAAUCUGGACAAGACAUGCCCUUUUUACUUUUAAGAAGAGUUUUACAAUGUUUACCAAAUGGGAUAUUUGUUGUAUUCACAGAUACAUUAUCAGAACUUUCAAACUUUUCUCCUGCCAUUGUAGAUGAUCAUUCUCAACGUGUUCAUCAUGAAGAUUUGAAGCUAUUUGAUCCAUUUUACUUGUUUGACUUCAUUGAUGUUUUUAAUCAACAUACUAGUGAAGAAAUUGAUGAAACAACUAAUUAUACAAAACUUUUCUUUUUUGGAAGACCAUUAUGGGGAGCAUAUUUAAAAAGUAAAAUGGAUGUCAAAGAUUUAAUUAUGAUUGCACAGCAAAAAUUGCUUGGUGGGAAUAAAAUUGAAACUUGGCAAAACAGAAUAUAUCCUACAGCUGAUUUGGCAGUGCUUUCUUCACGGUUAUCUUUAUCAAUUUCACCACAAUCUAAGAUUGCAUCUGAGUUGGUGGCAGGACAUAUGGCUCUUUGUUCAUAUGUUUCUCCUGAUAGACAGAGAUUGUAUAUUGGGUAUUCAUCAGAACCAAUUCUUGCAGAAGCUUCAGCAAUACUAAUGUCAGAUAUAAAAAAUUACAGCCAUUUGCUUAAGACUUUAUGUAAUUCUGUUGAAGAUGGAAUAGUUGAUGCUGGUUUUCGUGGAGAGCUUGUUGCAAAACUUUUGCUGCUUAGGGCAUGGGACAAAUGUUGCAAUUUACAGAUAGAACCAAUGACAAAGUAUGCAAUUCCAAUAACUGUUAAAGAUUUUUUGCUCUCAUUACUUGGAGAAAAAAAUUAUCAAAUGGCAUUUUCUGACCUAGAUGAGAAUUUGGCAUCUGGUAUAUUAUUCUUUAAUCAUUUUUAUGGGCUGGAAUACACACCAGACAAAACAGUAUUGCUCAAAAUGUUCAGACGUUGUGCUGCUAUUGUUGGAAUGCCAGGUCAAUAUGGAUGGGAUUUGAUGAUACCAGUUAUAUUGAAAAACUCAGUUAAACCAGAAAACAUUUCUGUUAUUAACAUUCAAAUAAAAAACCAGAAAAGACAAAAGGAUUCAGAAUGGCCUGCUUCAGCAACAACAAAAAUGAAGUGGCCAGAGAUUGUGGAGAGUGAAAAAGACAUUGAUUAUGUUACACCUAAAUCAGAGAUCAUCAAACAUUAUAGUACAUAUUCAUCCACUCGAUCUUCACGUAAUAAUCAAUAUUCUGUGUUGCUAUUUGGAUUUACAAAGGAUACAUUUGAUUGUCUCAAAGACCUUGAGAAAAAUACCAUAAGCUGGUUACAGGAAUUGUUGAUACAUCGUACAAAUCUGAUGUCUUUUAAACAAACAGAAGAGCAAAAAGAGUUAGUCAGGCAUAUCUAUCCUGGUAAAUUCAAAAAAUAA
Messenger RNA from Entrophospora sp. SA101, 1900 nucleotides. NCBI's taxonomy places the organism in Eukaryota, Fungi, Glomeromycota, Glomeromycetes, Entrophosporales, Entrophosporaceae. The record is from the annotation of a GenBank genome assembly.